This is a messenger RNA of Adineta ricciae, 2547 nucleotides long. The record is from the annotation of a GenBank genome assembly. NCBI's taxonomy places the organism in Eukaryota, Metazoa, Rotifera, Eurotatoria, Adinetida, Adinetidae.
AUGGAUACAAUCGAAACUAUCAAAUCAAAAAUACUUCAAAGAUUAAGCGUGAAAAAUAUCGAAAUCAGAUUAUGUAGAGCGCCACAGCUCGCACAACCAUAUCGAGAGAGUUGGCUCAAUGCCACACACCUACAUGUAAAUGAAACAGUUAUGUCGUAUCGAUUAUACGAUGAAGAUGCAGCCAUCAUGGCUAAUAUUGUCUCCGAACAGAAUCUGGACGUCAAUGCUAAUUUUGAUAUAUGUGUGAAAACGCUCACUCAACUUGUGAUUUAUUUGUCUGUUUGUCAAUCAGAUACUGUGCAGAAUUUGAAAGAAAAAAUACAGGAUAAAGAAGGUAUUCCUCCCGAUCAGCAGCGUUUAAUCCUUGCGGGUGUUCAGUUGGAAGAUGGUGCAACACUAGGCGAAUAUGACAUACAAAAUGGGACAACACUUCACCUAGUACUAAGACUACGUGGCGGAAUGUUUCAUAGUACCAGUGGAAGAGCGGACUUUGAUUAUCUAUUGUAUACUAAUACAACUGUCGUUAAAAACAUUUUCAAAUUUCACCGUAACGAUACGAAACAAGCAUAUUGUCUGUCAUCGACGAAGUUGCAAGAUUUCAUUGAACAGGCACAUAGUGUUUUAGCUGAUUUAUACUAUGGAAUUGAAAAGAUUGACAUACAUAUGCCAUCUUCCGAUCUAAAGGACGACAUAUUUCUACGGAUGAAUAAUCAAGAAGAAAGCAGUGACGAUGAUAGCCAAACAGCAAAAGAGAAGAUUGCAGACUGCCGUCCGAAUGGCGCAAGUAGAAUUCACAUCGAUAUUAUGGUUGGAAAAGCGAAACUCGAAGAUCUCGCCAAUGAAGUAUUCUAUGAAAUCUUCGAAUAUCUCGAUUAUUUCCAGUCUUCUGGAAUUUUUUCGCGUCUCAAUCAACGUUUUCAAAAUCUGUUCACUCAUUCGAUUUCACCAAUCAAAAUGCAUCUUAAUGCAAUAUCAAAACCAACUUUUACAGCAUAUUACGAACACAUUAUUCUUCCAAAUGCACAUCGAAUUCAAUCCCUUCAUCUCUCCAAUCAAUUUAUCAUCAACUUAUUUCUCUCAUCUCUUUCUAUUAUUCCAAAAUUUAUUCAUCUUCAAAUAUUUGUUAUCACUUCCCUUCCAUCGACUGCUAUAGACCAGCUUUUCAGUAAUCUAUUGACCUUACCCCAUCUCUCUUCACUAAUCUUUGCUUUCGAAACUUGUCUUCGUAACCGAAAUUACUUAUACGAGCAAAUAUUUCGCCUGCCUUCGUUGAAAUAUUGUAAAUUCUCCUUACACAAAUAUCAUUAUUUGGAGCGUAUACCUUUUGCAACAAACAUAUUUAGUUCUCUCACACAUUUAAUUGUUGCCGAAGAGUUUUGCCUUGACGACAUCGUUCCUCUUCUCUCAAAUGUUCCCCAACUCCAUCAUUUAUCCAUUCGCAAACUAUCAAAACUUUAUACUUCACGAAGAAUUUCUUCAAUCAUUCCAAACCAACUAACGCAUGUCUAUUUGAAUCUUGGAGAUGUUUAUUUCGACGAUUUCGAGCCUGUGAUUAAAUUCAUUUUCCACCAUGUACAAGUGUUACACCUUAGAACACCAGCAGAUCAAUCCUAUUUGGACGCACAUCGAUGGGAAUCACUUAUACCAUCCUAUAUGCCACAUCUAAGAAUAUUCGACCUCCAACAACAUAUUUUUACAAAUACAAUCUAUGGAACGAUAUAUUUGCCACUAAUGGAGAAAUUUCAAUCCACAUUCUGGUUGGAACGACAAUGGUUUUUUGCUUAUCAUAGUAAGGAAGUGGAGAAUAGCUGUGAAAUAUACAUAUAUUCAACAAAUCCGUAUAGGAAAAGGAAAUUUACAUUAAAUUUGGAACUACGAAAAGUAACUGGUUCAACUGCGCGAGAAGAGACGGAAAUGCGAUCAGUACAACAUCUUGUGCUGCAAAACGAGAACAAAUUUGCCAAUGGGACAAAAUCUUUUCCAAACGUCACACAACUUAGUUUUGAGCAAGAAAAUCCGUUUGAAGAUGGGAUAUAUAUCUCGCCAAGUUUUCUCACAAAUUUUCUUCAUAUGGAACGAAUCAGACAACUGAAGACUUACAUUUCUUAUUGUUAUUUAAAAGAUUUAACCGAAUUGAUUCUUUCUCUACCCAAUCUUGAGAAAGUCUAUCUUUAUCACACUGGUUUCAAUGAGACAAACGCGAGCUUCUUGAAGCCGAAUGAGAUGCUCAUUCCAGUGUUUACUAAAAAUCAAAUCAAAGAUGUGACAAUUUCAAUUCAGACGUGUUCAUUUGAAGAUAUGAAGCUUUGGGUGCAUCUUUUCCCCCGAGUCGAGCGUUUGACCGUGUCAUCACCGAACAAUUAUUCGUUAGAAACUAUCGAAUAUAUAUUAUCAAAUGUCGCCGAGAAAACACCAUAUUUGCAUUUGUUAUCAUUUUACAUUCGUAACACUUCUGUGUUUGAGAAGGUGAAAAAUCUAGUUCAGUCGCAAGUGAUACCUAUUGAUUAUAUGACGCAAGACAUCGGCGCUGUUCAUUUAUGGUGGUGA